Trematosphaeria pertusa is the source of this 939-nucleotide messenger RNA. RefSeq lists its product as uncharacterized. The record is from RefSeq and is a predicted model, not a curated record. The transcript has a single exon. Bases 163 to 849 code for a protein of 228 amino acids. Lineage: Eukaryota; Fungi; Ascomycota; Dothideomycetes; Pleosporales; Trematosphaeriaceae.
AUUCCGAUGUAACUUUUAGUCAGUUCCUGCUAAUCGUAAUAGGAUUCCGUAAAAGUCAUACUGGAUCAUGGCGAGCCUUUUUUCAACCUAGAAGAAAGGAAUAUAGACGGUAACACUCCUUUGUUGCAUCUGGCGCACAACUACUCGUUAGGCUAUGAUGCCAUGAGAUUCAAGCUCCUUCUAGAUCGAGGUGCCAAUAUACACGCUCGGGAUAAUAGAGGGAUGACCUGCCUUCACAUUGCAGUUCAGUCAGCGAGGCCUAGAAAUCACUUGAAUACAAGAGUGGAAGAAGACAUGGAAGCGAUUACUCUGCUUACUCAACGCGGCGCAGAUAUCUUCACCACCGACUAUUCCGGUCGUUCGAUCUUCGAUGAUGCCUAUGUAUGCGACCACGAGAAGGAAUAUCCUCGUGGCAGCUAUCGUGGCGAUCUCUGGGACGCUGCGCUGUUCCGAUGUGGUCACGGUGAGCAUAUUCAAAGGCCGGAAGAAAGGAUGUGCCACUAUACUCAGUGGUACACUGAGGAAGAGUUCGCAAGACUUUGGGAGGGGAUGGCACAGGAUUGCCCUUAUAUCUCUACCCCUUCAGCGAUAUGCCCGGAUCGCGAUGAGGUGAAUCGACGCGCUGAGGAGUACAAUCGGCGCCGUGAAGAGUACAUUCGGCACUAUGAAGCGAACUAUCGAAGGGCUGAAGAUUCGGUCUCUGAGGAAGAGGAGGAAGAUUCGGCAGAUUCAAACAUAGGAGACGAGAUGUAUCUCACGGAUUCCGAGCAAGACGGGUCCGAGAUUGGGUACAGGGGUGGAAUCGUACUUGGAGAAGUUGAUGAUCUUGACGGGGAUGAUGCAGGGUAGCUGCAUGAGGGAGAGUCAACAUGAGGAUCUAUUGGAUGUUACCAGUCGCUUUUGGAUGCAGUCACAGGAGCCAAGAUGACACGAGGAAUC